Messenger RNA from Uranotaenia lowii, 1238 nucleotides. RefSeq lists its product as uncharacterized. The coding region runs from base 39 to 383 and encodes 114 amino acids. The transcript is spliced from 3 exons. NCBI's taxonomy places the organism in Eukaryota, Metazoa, Arthropoda, Insecta, Diptera, Culicidae. The record is from RefSeq and is a predicted model, not a curated record.
GCACCUGUCAAAUUGAUAUUCAUUUGCAACGUGUUUCAAUGGAAAGUUUGCUGCGGAUGUUCGGACCACCGGAACUCGGAUGGAAUCCGGAAACUCCUUCGGGUUGGACCAGAUUUCCACCGGGACCGGGGUUCCGAAAAAUGACCAUUUUAUGGAAAUGUAUGUACGCCAUGGAUAUGACGAACGGCAACCUACACUCCAUUCGAGGGAGCAGGUGGAAAGGCAGUUUGAGUCUUCUGGAUUUUCAGGAAUUGCAACGGGGCUGGAUUUUAGCAGAGACAAAGUUACAGGCAAAGACCUCAACAACCGCUCUUGUUGCUUCCGUGUACCAGAAACCGUUGCGCCUCGGAGAACCAAUUCAUGUUCCAGCUCGUCGACUGUGAGAUGGGCACCGUUCAUCGACUGGUACUGGAGAAGCAGAUGUGCCAUUUCCAUUUCGUGGAAUUGCUCAGUGGAAGACAUGAAUAUGGACGAUAAAAGAACACAGCUGAUAUUCAACUGAAAACCCAAUUAAACUCAACUACACCUGUACACAAAACUCAAUGGUUUUAAUUCAAACUGCCCAGUUUACCGUAGAUUUAGUUCAGCAAAUGUUUAAUGUAAGUAAUCUUCUUUUUUUUUUAAUUUAAAAUCACGAUGCUUAAUUGAAUAUCAAUAAAACAAGUUUCAGCACUGUGUUUUAUUGCCUCAACUUUUUCCCGCUUUAAAAUACGAAACAAUUAAAAUUUUACUAAGUUUACAACCAAAUUAUUAUAAAGUUAUUGAUUAACAACUCCACAAACAAAAACUUCAAACUUCGAUUCUCAUUGAACUUGGCUGGUUUUCUAUUCUUCCUAAAUGAACCAAGACCCCUUCAAAACAGUCCACGUUGUCGACCCAAAAUCGUAGCCUUUUUUGUACAAAUUGUUCAAGGCGGUCCAGAAGGUCUCGGAUGUUUUCCCAGAGACUUCUGCAAAAACCAAUAACUACUAAACUUCAAGCGUUUCCCUGCACAAACUAAAAUAGCGGAUCUAUUUUAGUUGAGCGCCAAGUAUAACCUAAGGGUGAGUUAGCCUGCCCAGCAUCUAUAAGAACCCCCCUCAAUAUGCCUCAGGGUCGGCUAUCCGCGUUCUAGCUAGCACAAGAAAACACGGAGCUUUGUGAACACGAACUUUCCCCGUUUGUUGUUUAUUGGGUUGAUGGGUCGACAAGAUGGUUUCUACCACUAAGAUUUCACAAAAACGUAGACUCUUCCUACC